Morchella importuna is the source of this 345-nucleotide messenger RNA. RefSeq lists its product as uncharacterized. Bases 1 to 345 code for a protein of 114 amino acids. The record is from RefSeq and is a predicted model, not a curated record. The transcript has a single exon. Lineage: Eukaryota; Fungi; Ascomycota; Pezizomycetes; Pezizales; Morchellaceae.
AUGGCAACAGCUGAGCAAUGGGACGAGGCAGUAAAACUCCUGCUCAGUUAUCCGCCGUGGAAAAAAUUCAGAUGCCUGCUUCAACGGCCGGAGGAAGAUUGCUCUUUACAAGAGGACUUGAUCAAAGUCUGUGUGAACAAUACACUCCAAGAUCUUGCCAAACGUAAGUCUGCUGAGAAUAGAGAGAAGUUUUCUGAGGCACUUAAAGAGAAGAAGGGUGCGGCGAAGUUAGCGAAAGUGAAAACAGCGAAGAAGGAGACCAGGCGGAACGCGACCGAUACAAAAGGCAAGGGCAAGCAGCGCGAGACGGCGACAAUUCGCAGUUUGACAAAGAGGAGCAAGUAG